UUAUCUUACCUUAUUUUUUUAUUUCUCACCCUUUUUUCUAAUUUUUAAUUAGAUUAUUCAGAUUUUCUCCCUUUCUCACUAAGUCAAUCUAGAGGAAGAAAAUGCAGCCUUCCUGUGCCUCCAUCGUUUUUGGUUCAAGUUCAAGGUCACUGAUUACUUUGUCACCAUCAAGUAGUAGCGUUGAUCGUGCCACAGUUACCGGAACCAGAGUGUGAUUCCAUUGCCACCGCAACCAGAGUGUGAUUCCAUUGCCACCGCAACCAUCGUAACAGUGUAAUCCCUACUUUUGUUCAGCAGCACCUUGUCCAAGAUUCAACCAAUUGGCAGCUCUUUAUGAUGCCACCUGAAGAUGAAGAAAAUAUCAACCAAGAAGAAAAUGUCAACCAAUAAAUCUUCUACAUGGGGACAUGUAGUUACACCUGCAGCUCAUCAUCAAUCUCAUUCAGACGAAUAUAUGGGGUGCUAAAACGUUUCCCAGAUGGCCAAUGAAACAAGUUACUAGAAAACGAGGUACAAAAUAACCAUCCAAUAACUGAGCUGUCUGCUGCCACAAUAACAACAAAGAAGAAUCUAGGGCCGGCCGGUAACUGUUAAGUUUUAACUGUCAAUUCUUUGUCUGUUACCUAGCACGUGACUAAUUACAAUUUUUUUACGACACUCAUUUGUUUAUUUUAAAUACACGUUCCUUCGUAGUCAUCAUCGUAUUCACACACACUCAGAGCUCUCUUAGCACCUUGGCUCAUAUCAAUGGCCAACCAAAACUCUUUCCCUCUCUAUGAGAAACACCGGUACAAGUACACUUAUAAAAGGGUAACGGAGAGCUUGCUUUUGAUCCUUCUCUUGUUGCUGCUUGGUUACCGCGUUAUCUCUGUCAACAACUACUCAUUCCCUUGGUUUGUUGCUUUCGUCUGCGAAUCAUGGUUCACCCUCUCUUGGUUUUUCACCCUCUCCACUCAGUGGAGUCCAGCACUAAUCAAAACCUACCCAGAACGUCUCUUACAAAGUGUGCAGGAGCUUCCACGAGUGGAUAUGUUUGUGACAACAGCGGAUCCUGUGCUUGAACCACCUAUUAUCACAGUGAACACUGUGUUGUCUCUGUUGGCACUUGAUUACCCACCUCACAAGCUUGCUUGUUAUGUCUCUGACGAUGGUUGUUCCACUCUUACCUUCUACGCUCUUCAAGAAGCCUCCAAAUUUGCAAAGUUUUGGGUACCAUUCUGCAAGAAACACAAUGUGCAAGUUAGAACUCCGUUCAGAUACUUCUCUGCCAAACCAGAAGUCUCCACGGCCAGCAACACACCAGAGUUCAAACAUGAAUGGUUACAGAUGAAGAAUAUGUAUGAUGAUCUUAGCCAAAAAAUAGAAUUGGAAGCAUCCCAAAAAUCAAAUCCAAGUCAUGGAAACUUUGCUGUUUUUUCAAACACUGAGAGGACAAAUCAUCCAUCCAUAAUCAAGGUUAUAUGGGAGAACAAAGAAGACCUUGAAGAUGGGUUACCUCAUUUGAUCUAUAUAUCUAGAGAGAAGAGGCCAAAACAUUCUCAUCAUUUCAAAGCUGGUGCCAUGAAUGUAUUGACAAGAGUCUCUGGGUUGAUAACCAAUGCUCCCUUUAUGCUGAACGUGGACUGUGACAUGAUUGUUAAUAAUCCAAAGAUUGUUCAUCAUGCAUUGUGCAUUUUACUUGAUCCCAAAGGACAAAAAGAAGUUGCAUUUGCCCAAUUUCCCCAACAAUUCUACGCUACGUUGAAGGACGAUCCUUUUGGAAACCAGAUGACAAUUUUGAUUAAGUACUUGGCAGCGGGAUUAGCUGGGCUGCAAGGGCCUUUCUACGCAGGAACAAACUGCUUCCAUAGAAGAAAAGUUAUAUAUGGUCUUUCUCCAGAUCACGUUCACAAGGGAAACAGCAUAUCAGAAAAGGAUUUAAAACAAAAUUUUGGAGCUUCAAAAGAGCUUAUGAAGUCAGUUGCUUGUGCAUUGGAGGGAAGGACAUAUUCACCAAAUGCUGUUAAUAUUGCAAACGUUAUUGAGGCAGCAAGCCAAGUUGCUGGUUGUGGAUAUGAAUAUGGCACAGGAUGGGGCAAACAGGUGGGUUGGAUAUAUGGAUCCCUAACAGAGGACGUGCUUACUGGACUGACAAUCCAUGAAAGAGGUUGGAGAUCAGAAAUCUGUACACCAAACCCAAUUGCCUUCACGGGCUUUGCUCCAGGAGGUGGCCCAACUACAAUGGCCCAACAGAAGAGAUGGGCCACAGGGAUGCUGGAGAUCUUUGUAAGCAAGCACUGUCCUAUUUUUGGCACCCUUUUUCAUAAGCUUACUUUGAGACAGUGCAUAGCAUAUAUGUGGAUUCACAAUUGGGGACUGCUACCAGCGUUUGAAGUAUGUUAUGCAUGUCUUCUUGCACACUGCAUCAUCACCAAUUCCAAUUUAUUGCCACAGGACCUUGGAAUGUGUAUUCCAGUUGCUAUUCUUGUAAUUUACAAGGUAUACACUGUAUCAGUGUAUUUAGCAGAAGGGUUAUCAAUAAAAGCAUGGUGGAAUAAUCAAAGGAUGUCAAGAAUAACACCCAUGAAUGCUGGUUUCUGUGCCUUUCUGAGUGUCCUGCUCAAGACUUUAGGAAUGUCUGAAACUGUAUUUGACAUAACAAAGAAAGAUUUACCUCCAACAAAUGAUGUUGGAGAUGACAAGGAUGGUGGCAGGUACACCUUCGAUGAAUCCCUAGUUUUCUUGCCAGGCACUACCAUUUUGCUGUUGCAUUUGUCAGCAAUAACUAUCAGGUUAUUAGGAACGCGACCAGUGGUGGCAAUUCAAAGCAAGAACGAGUGUGGAAUUGGUGAGAUUUUUUGUAGUGUUUAUUUGAUUAUUUGUUAUUGGCCAUUUCUGAGGGGAUUAUUUGAGACAGGAAAAUAUAGGAUUCCCUUGUCUACAAUAUACAAAUCAAUUGUCUUAACAUGUCUCUUUGUACACCUUUCUAGAAAAACUGUUGCUGCUUGAUCAGGUUUAGAAACUAUGGAAAAAACAAUGAAUAUGGUGAAUAUGAGAAAAUAUUUUGUUAAUAUCCCAUACGUUAUGAUUAUACUCGUGGA
Molecule: messenger RNA, 3080 nt
Organism: Vigna unguiculata (cowpea)
Lineage: Eukaryota; Viridiplantae; Streptophyta; Magnoliopsida; Fabales; Fabaceae
Product: cellulose synthase-like protein H1
Biological process (GO): cellulose biosynthetic process
Cellular component (GO): membrane
Molecular function (GO): cellulose synthase (UDP-forming) activity
Source: RefSeq, a predicted model, not a curated record